AUCAAAAUGGCGACGGAAGCUCUUCGGGCAGAAAAUCCCGACUCUAUGGAGGCUUUAACGCGUGAAGCUGAAACACUCAAAGCUAAAUUAGAAGAUGAGAAGGCCAAACUAAAUGAUGUUGACAUGUGUGUACUGGGACAGCGCUUAGCCAACCUUCCUCCAUUCAACAUCAAGACCCGCCGAGCACUGAAAGGUCACCAGGGCAAGGUGCUGUGUAUGGACUGGUCAUCAGACAAACGCCACAUUGUCAGCUCCUCACAGGAUGGAAAGAUGCUUGUGUGGGACGCCUUCACCACGAACAAAGAGCAUGCAGUUACCAUGCCAACCACCUGGGUGAUGGCUUGUUCCUAUGGUCCAUCAGGAUCUGUUGUAGCAUGUGGUGGUCUCGACAACAAGUGCACCGUGUACCCUCUGAGUCUGGAGGAAGACCCAGCAACUAAGAAGAAGGCUGUGGCCACUCACACCAGCUAUCUCUCGUGCUGCUCCUUCACAUGUUCAGACUACCAGAUUCUGACAGGCAGUGGGGACAGUACGUGCGCCCUGUGGGAUGUGGAGAGCAGCACACUCAUCCAGAGUUUCCACGGCCAUCUGGGGGAUGUCAUGAGUAUUGAUCUGUCCCCAACAGAGACAGGCAACAUAUUUGUAUCUGGGGGGUGUGACAAGGUUGCUGUUUUGUUGAUGAGAGAAAUGCAAUAUUGA
Molecule: messenger RNA, 699 nt
Organism: Haliotis rubra (blacklip abalone)
Lineage: Eukaryota; Metazoa; Mollusca; Gastropoda; Lepetellida; Haliotidae
Product: guanine nucleotide-binding protein subunit beta-5a-like
Exons: 7
Coding region: 7-699 (230 amino acids)
Biological process (GO): G protein-coupled dopamine receptor signaling pathway; G protein-coupled receptor signaling pathway
Cellular component (GO): heterotrimeric G-protein complex; cytoplasm
Molecular function (GO): protein binding; signaling receptor complex adaptor activity
Source: RefSeq, a predicted model, not a curated record